Patella vulgata (common limpet) is the source of this 1069-nucleotide messenger RNA. RefSeq names its product dehydrogenase/reductase SDR family member 11. The record is from RefSeq and is a predicted model, not a curated record. The coding region runs from base 232 to 981 and encodes 249 amino acids. The transcript is spliced from 8 exons. NCBI's taxonomy places the organism in Eukaryota, Metazoa, Mollusca, Gastropoda, Patellidae. Gene Ontology annotation, molecular function: oxidoreductase activity.
AGUUCCUAUGUUAUCUGUUUAAUUUAAACAACGUUCGUUCUUUGUCAGUUUUCUGCUUUAAACUUAAGUUGCUAAUGGAACAGGUUUUUAGUUCUUUGAUCAGCAGUGUGCUUUAAACAACGUUUACAACUUGCUAGUAGAAUAGACGUUUAACUCUUUAUUCGGCUGUGUGCUUUAUACAACGGUAACAGUUUCCUAGUGGAAUAGUGACAUUAAGGUUACGGCGUUAAAAUGGAGAGGUAUGAAGGCCGUGUUGCGCUGGUAACUGGUGCUUCCAGCCGUGUAGGGGAGGCAACUGUGAAAUUACUCGUAACUCACGGAAUGAAAGUUGCUGCAUGUGCAAGAAGUUUUGAUAAGCUUAAAACUUUAGCAGAAAGUGUGUCGUGUGAACGGGGUGAAGUUUUACCUAUAAGAUGUGAUUUGAGAAAGGAAGAGGAUAUUGCGGCCAUGUUUGUUGAAAUUAAGAAUAAAUGGGGAGGUGUAGAUGUGUGUAUUAACAGUGCUGGCUUGGCACUAGAUGCACCUAUAAUAGAUGGGGACAGCCAACAGUGGAAAAAUAUGUGGGAGGUUAAUGUUAUGGCGUUGUGUCUAUGUACACAAGAAUCUGUGAAAUCUAUGAGAGAGCGCGGUGUUGACGAUGGACACGUCAUCAAUUUAAACAGUUUAUCUGGCCAUCGAGUUGGACGAAGUCAUUUUUAUUCUGCCACGAAAUAUGCUGUGACGUCAUUAACAGAUGGAAUAAGAUGGGAAUUACGAGGAAUAAAAUCACACAUCCGGGUUACGAGUAUAAGUCCUGGAUUGAUCAAGUCUAAUUUUGCCAAAACGAUGUUAGGAGAUGAAGCUGCGGCUGAAGAAGUGUAUGCUAGUAGGCAGGCGUUACAACCAGAAGAUAUAGCUAAAGAGAUAGAAUUUGUUUUAGCUUCACCUCCUCAUGUUCAGAUUCACGAAAUAAUGGUUCGACCAACAGAACAAGAAGUAUAAAUAUUAUGUGAAUUUACGCGUGAUUAUAUGACAGCGGUACCAGUAUAUGGUUCGAAACGUUAUGUAUAAUAAAACUAGUUUUCAGUAU